This is a messenger RNA of Acanthocheilonema viteae, 861 nucleotides long. The record is from the annotation of a GenBank genome assembly. Lineage: Eukaryota; Metazoa; Nematoda; Chromadorea; Rhabditida; Onchocercidae.
AUGGGAAGGAACUUACCACUGGCAAUUGCCAUAUCAUGUACUGUGUGCACAGUAAUCUAUACGUUAACAAAUGUUGCUUUAUAUACGGUGAUCACCCCGGAUGAAAUGCUGAGUAGUCCAGCAGUUGCUGUUGAAUUCGCUAACAAAAUGUUUGGACCAUUUGCCUUUAUAAUGCCUAUAUUUGUUGCAUGCUCAACAAUUGGUUCAGCAAAUGGAGUAAUUUUCACUUCGUCGAGACUGUUUUACGUUGGAGCACGAGAAGGGCACAUGCCGUUGGUUUUAACAAUGAUCAAUAAAAAUACCCGUACACCUAUUCCUGCAGUCAUUUUCACGGGAUUGCUUUCCAUAGUAUUCCUUGCUUUAUCGGACAAUAUAUUUUCGCUCAUCAAUUACAUCCAAAUAGUGUAUUGGUUAGCCAUCGCCUGCGUAAUUGCGGCGCUGUUUUGGUUGCGAAAAAAAAUGCCAGAUGCUGAAAGACCUAUUAAGGUCAACCUCGUCUUUCCGAUAGUUUUUUUUCUUGGAUGUAUUGCUUUAGUGAUUGUUCCUAUCGUUGGUUCACCAAAGGAUACAGGAGAUGCAUUCUUUUCAGCAAUUGGUAUUGGAAUAAUGCUUACUGCGGUUCCUAUUUAUGUGAUAUUUGUGGCAUGGAAAAGUAAGCCGAAGUGCAUUGGAACGGCUUCAGGUAUUCUGUUAUUUGAUUCUUUAAAUAAUGACCAAAUUCAUCCAAAAGUUGUUUCUUGUUGUCGACGAUACGAAGGAAUCAUGAGUGAGUUCGCGAGACUUACAUAUCCUCGAUUGUUUGGUUACAAUCUGCAGAAUCUUAACUUUGUCAUGAGAAAUGUGGAUAUGCACUGGACGUGA